AUGGCUUUCUCUGUGAUCCGGUCAAGCCAAAGCCUAGUUAGACCAUGCGAGCAGACGCCGAUCGCCACCCUUGAUUUAUCGGAAAUCGACAGCUUGCCGGUACUAAGAAGCAAUGCUCAAACACUGCAUGUGUAUAGACAUGGAGAGUAUCAUCAAGUAGCCAAAGUUAUAAAAGAAGGUCUGUCGAAAGCAUUGGUUCCAUAUUAUCCUCUUGCAGGGCGGUUGAAAGAGUCUAAUGGAAAUGGUGGAGGUCAGCUUCAAGUCGAAUGUAGUGGACAAGGUGUGUGGUUUGUCGAGGCAUAUGCUAAUUGUAGACUUGAUGCUGUCAAUUACUUUGAUGAUACUGUUGCCUCCCACUCCAGCAAACAUGGUGAUCUUCUUCCUAGUCAAUUUCCAGGUGCUGAUGGACUGGACCUACUUCUACAAAUGCAGGUGACUGAAUUUGAAUGUGGUGGAUUCGUGAUUGGCAUCAAGUUCAGCCACAGCAUCUGUGACGGCUUAGGAUCUGCACAAUUUCUCAAUGCUGUUAGCGAGAUGGCAAGGGGCCUCAAGCACCCGAGUAUUACACCAGUAGUGUGGAAAAGAGACUUCUUCACGAAUUCUCUACCCCGACAACAGCUAAACCUAAACACCACCACCAACAGUUCUUCAGUACCUAACUACCAACUAGGGCACGCUAACAUUGACAUUUACAUGGACCAAAUCAAUCACUUGAAGCGAGAAAUUCAGGAAUCUGCUGGAUGGAGUUGCUCUUCUUUCGAAGUAGUAGCUGCCGCUUUGUGGAUUUGUCGAACUACGGCUGUGAUAGUGUCGGACAACUUGAAGCAAAAUGCACAAGUCAAGCUGGUCUUCUUUGCUAAUUGCCGUCAUCUUUUGGACCCUCCAUUGCCAAAAGGCUUCUACGGCAACUGCUUCUUCCCCGUCACGGCAACAGCUUCGUCCGAAACACUGGCUCAUUCGUCGCUAGCUGAUGUAGUGGAAAUGAUCCAAGAAGCCAAGGCUAAGCUUCCGAACGAGUUUACCAAUUACAUCAAACUGAUCAAAGAGGGUCAUCAGAUUGAGGACGACCCGUUUACCCCAGCUCUAAGUUAUGAAACGUUGCUUAUAUCCGAAUGGGGCAAACUGGGAUUCAACCAGGUCGAUUUCGGUUGGGGGUCACCAGAACAUGUCAUCCCAAUACAAGCCUCUGCAAUCAUGCCAGCGGCCAUUGUUGGGACUUUGCCUUUGCCACAGAAUGGUAUCCGUCUAGUCACCUGGUGCGUGGAAGAGAUCCAUCGUCAAAACUUUAUUCAUCACAUGAUGAAAAUGAUGGGGAAAUGA
Molecule: messenger RNA, 1320 nt
Organism: Fragaria vesca subsp. vesca
Lineage: Eukaryota; Viridiplantae; Streptophyta; Magnoliopsida; Rosales; Rosaceae
Product: 10-deacetylbaccatin III 10-O-acetyltransferase-like
Exons: 2
Coding region: 1-1320 (439 amino acids)
Source: RefSeq, a predicted model, not a curated record